Messenger RNA from Calliphora vicina (urban bluebottle blowfly), 738 nucleotides. It is a transcript of the gene CSN8, whose product is annotated as COP9 signalosome subunit 8. The coding region runs from base 109 to 663 and encodes 184 amino acids. Gene Ontology annotation, biological process: COP9 signalosome assembly; protein deneddylation. NCBI's taxonomy places the organism in Eukaryota, Metazoa, Arthropoda, Insecta, Diptera, Calliphoridae. The transcript has 4 exons. Gene Ontology annotation, cellular component: COP9 signalosome. The record is from RefSeq and is a predicted model, not a curated record.
GUUUUUGUACAUGUUGUAGUUUAGUCGUCAUCUUCUAUAAAUUCGUUUUGCCAGAGAUAAUUCAUUAAUCUGAAAUAAUAAACAAAAGUUAUAAGUUAAUUUUUUAACAUGGAAAAAUACAGUGAAAAAAUUGAAAUAUUGGAAAAAGAGGAACUAGAGAUGCCCACUUCGGAAGUUACUAUGUAUACCAAGCUUAUGGCAUAUUAUUUGGUCGAAAAUAAACUAUUUGAUGCCAAAUUUCUUUGGAGUCGUAUUCCUCAGAGUAUGAAAACGGACGCUAUUGAAUUGCAAAAAUUAAACGAGUUACAAAAAAGCCUUGUCUCCAAUAAUUUUGCGGAUGCAUUUAUAAAUAUUAAUAAAACUGAAUGGUCUGACGAGAUUAAAACUGUCAUGGAUGAUUUAAAAGAAAUCACAAUGGAGAAUAUUUUUCAGUUGAUCGGAAAUUCAUAUACAUCAAUUUUGGAUGAAACUCUAGUCGAAUUAACCAAUCUUCAAGAAGAUCAAUUUGAAACAAAAUGCGUAGACCUUGAUUGGACUGUGGAAAGUUUUGAUCAACAAUUAGUUAUACAUCCAAAAAAACUAUUAUCUACUGCUAACAAUAAUGCCGAUUCAGAAUAUCAAUUAUCUAAGUUGACCGAAUUUGUAUCUUUCUUAGAAAAUUAAAAAACAUUUUACUAAAUUUAUUAUUAUUUUAUAACCUCAUAAUAAACAUUUUGUUUUAUCAGUUUUUCACAUGUA